AUGGCUAGAACCAAGCAAACAGCUAGAAAGUCUACCGGUGGUAAGGCUCCAAGAAAGCAAUUGGCCUCUAAGGCUGCCAGAAAGUCUGCGCCAUCGACCGGUGGUGUCAAGAAGCCACACAGAUAUAAGCCAGGUACCGUUGCCUUGAGAGAAAUCAGAAGAUUCCAGAAGUCUACUGAGUUGCUCAUCAGAAAGUUGCCUUUCCAGAGAUUGGUCAGAGAAAUCGCCCAGGACUUCAAGACCGACUUGAGAUUCCAGUCUUCCGCCAUCGGUGCCUUGCAGGAAUCCGUUGAAGCCUACUUGGUCUCCUUGUUCGAAGACACUAACUUGUGUGCCAUUCACGCCAAGAGAGUUACCAUCCAAAAGAAGGACAUUCAAUUGGCUAGAAGAUUGAGAGGUGAAAGAUCCUAA
Babjeviella inositovora NRRL Y-12698 is the source of this 411-nucleotide messenger RNA. Its product is annotated as histone H3. Lineage: Eukaryota; Fungi; Ascomycota; Pichiomycetes; Serinales. The coding region runs from base 1 to 411 and encodes 136 amino acids. Gene Ontology annotation, molecular function: protein heterodimerization activity; structural constituent of chromatin; DNA binding. The transcript has a single exon. Gene Ontology annotation, cellular component: nucleosome. The record is from RefSeq and is a predicted model, not a curated record. Gene Ontology annotation, biological process: rRNA transcription.